Messenger RNA from Caenorhabditis elegans, 565 nucleotides. RefSeq names its product Prefoldin subunit 2 (gene pfd-2). NCBI's taxonomy places the organism in Eukaryota, Metazoa, Nematoda, Chromadorea, Rhabditida, Rhabditidae. Bases 1 to 426 code for a protein of 141 amino acids. The transcript is spliced from 2 exons. Gene Ontology annotation, biological process: protein folding. Gene Ontology annotation, cellular component: prefoldin complex. The record is from RefSeq and is marked reviewed.
AUGUCGGCCGCUCAAACCGCCGCCGCCACUCCAGCCGAGCAAGAAGAGCAACGAAAAGUCGUCGAAAAGUUCAAGGCUCUACGUGAUCAACAACAGGAUAUCGCCGCCGAAGUGACUCGAAUCGAAGAGGAACGACGUGAAUUUGGACGUGUUCUCGAAGUGAUCAAGGAUCUUGAACCGGAUCAGAAAUGCUUCCGUUUGAUUAGUGAUACACUUGUCGAGUAUACUGUCAAGGAUGUUAUUCCGGAUUUGCAGAAUAAUAUCGCUAAUUUGACAAUCGUCUCGAAGCAGCUCAACGAUCAGCUCGUCGAAAAGGGAAAAGAGCUGAACACUCACAAAACUACACACAACAUUCGUCUGCUCACUGAGAAAGAAUCUGCCGAGCUGAGAAAAGCUGAAGCUCUUGGACAAUUGCCAAAAGCUUAAAUUUCCCCUGCUUUAAUUUUUUUCUCGAUUUCCUACUGCUUUUUCAUGUUUUCAUACGUUUUUUCUUACUCUGUUUGUUGCCUUUUUUCUAUAUGCUCCCGUUAAAAGAACUUAAGUCUUGCAUAAAUUGAAUUUGAAU